Messenger RNA from Phytophthora infestans T30-4, 270 nucleotides. RefSeq lists its product as uncharacterized. NCBI's taxonomy places the organism in Eukaryota, Oomycota, Peronosporomycetes, Peronosporales, Peronosporaceae. The coding region runs from base 1 to 270 and encodes 89 amino acids. The transcript is spliced from 2 exons. The record is from RefSeq and is a predicted model, not a curated record.
AUGGCAGGCACUGAUGCCGACGACGCGAUGCCCCGCGCCAAGCGGCUGAAGAUGCUGCGUGAGGCCAAGGCCCGCAAAGAUCGCGGCGAGAGCAGCAAUGGAGAAGCAUAUGCACCUGCCGCUGCAGCAAUACAAACUGCGUCUGACGAACCGAUGGAACGGAAGGAUGCGCCGCAGCAGGAGGAGGACGCCGAGAUGACCACCUCAGUUAAGACCGACGACAAUGCGGACGACCUGGUGGGGAAAACGAGAGCGACGACGAGCUGCUAA